UAUAUAAACAACUAAAUUGUAAAGUAGGGCAAAAUAUUAAUUUGUUAUUUCUGUUAAAAACAAGACACCUCAACAUGUCUUUACCAGUAGCAUUAUUAACAAGAAAAGAAAUAUUUAGUGCUUGCCAUCGUUUGCAUAGUCCUCAUUUAAGCAAUGAAGAAAAUGCAGAAAUUUUCGGAAAGUGUAAUAAUUUAAAUGGUCAUGGCCAUAAUUAUGUGGUUGAAGUAAGUGUUCGUGGUCCAAUAGAUAUGCGAACAGGUAUGGUUAUGAAUAUUACAGAACUAAAAGAAGCCAUGAAAAUUGUAAUCUUCGAAAAUUUGGAUCACAAAAAUCUUGACAAAGAUGUCCCAUUUUUUAAGUCAGUGCCUAGUACAACGGAGAACGUAGCUAUAUUCAUAUGGGACAAUCUAAAGAAAGUUUUGAAACAACCUGAGCUACUUUUCCAAGUGAAAAUUCAUGAAACGAAUAAUAAUAUUGUAUCAUAUAGAGGUCAGCAUACUGGCCAAAGACAAAUGGACAAAAAGAACUGCUGCCAACGAGGAAAUUGUACUAAUGUGUCGUCUGAUUCAGAUUAGAAAAUUCCUCAUGAAUUACAUUUAUUUUUGCUUAAAAUAAUAAAUG
Messenger RNA from Condylostylus longicornis, 621 nucleotides. RefSeq names its product 6-pyruvoyl tetrahydrobiopterin synthase (gene purple). Lineage: Eukaryota; Metazoa; Arthropoda; Insecta; Diptera; Dolichopodidae. The coding region runs from base 75 to 575 and encodes 166 amino acids. The record is from RefSeq and is a predicted model, not a curated record. Gene Ontology annotation, biological process: tetrahydrobiopterin biosynthetic process. Gene Ontology annotation, molecular function: 6-pyruvoyltetrahydropterin synthase activity. The transcript has 3 exons. Gene Ontology annotation, cellular component: mitochondrion.